UUAUAAAGUGAGGCAGACAGAGAGAGAGCCAGUCAGACACUUCAGCCUCACUGAGCAGAAAAUAAACUUGUGAACUCCAAGCAAAUAUUUCUGCCAGAAAUAGGACAAAAGAAGACAAGGGCCAUCUUUAAUUUUGGUACAAUAAGAAGAGGUGGAACUGAGCAGGAAAAAAAAAUUCUUUUGAGGAUUUUGCUUCUUACAAUAGUUUGAACAAUCUGUGGCUCAUUGUAGGGGGGUGGUCAUGAUUUGAAAGGUGUCUUAGAAGGAACUCAUUAAGGAGAAACAAAUUGUCCACAGUGAAAAGACUAAUUCGGAAGACUUGUUGGAAAAGGACAGUUGGCAGAUAUUUUAAGGCAUAAAAUAUCUUCUCUAGAUUUAAUUUGCAGCUAUUUCAUCCUUCCAUCCAGUUGGCAGCUAUGGCUUUGUUUAGCCAUUUCCAUGUUGGAUGCUCCAUGCCAGAGGUGUGCUUCUUUGUCUCUGUGAUGCUUCUGGCUAUAGUGGGUGAGUUCAGCCUUUCCCUGGCUGCGCAGGUGAGUACCUGUGAGGCAAAUGGCAGUGUCUACUAUGUUGGUGAGUGGUACUUCCUGGACUCGGACCACUGCACUCAAUGUGAGUGCACCACAGAGGGCCCAGCCUGUGCUAGGACAGAGUGCACAGCCUUGCCACCAGCCUGCAUGCACGUCAGCCACUACCCUACGGACUGUUGCCCUCGCUGUGAGAAGAUUGGCUGUGAAUACAGAGGAGAAGUUUAUGAGCUGGGAGAACAAUUUCAGCCCUCAGAAUGUGAACAGUGUACAUGUGACGUAGACGGAAUUGCCCGCUGCCUGGUAGCAGACUGUGCCCCUCCUCCAUGCGUUAACCCGGUGUAUGAGAAGGGAGAGUGCUGCCCGCGAUGUAAAGAUGGUCCAAAUUGCUAUUCAGAUGCCUCUCAGAGCCGUGUGAUCCCUGGAGGUCAAUAUGUUUGGGUGGAUUCGUGCACCAAGUGCCGUUGUCAUGAUGGACAGGAUGUCGGCUACUGGGAAGGAAAUCGACUUGCAAAGUGUGAGAAGACCAAAAACUGUAACCCAGAAGAAGACAGAGAAAAUUCUUAGAAAUAUUCCUGAUACUGUAGUAUCCCCACUGGCCAUCUCUCAGUAAACAUCAGAACACUUCAUUAGUACAUCACUGAAUGACCAGUGGGUUGACCUCCUCAUUAAGACUGUGCCCUUCUUCUACAAUUACAUAUUUCUGUGUGAAUAAGCAAACCAGAUAUUUCAUUUGACUAAAUUUAGUGGAGGCCCAUAAUAAAAACGGUCCUCUCAGUGAAUAGUUCCAUGUAAUGCUCUAUUCCCUAUGUAAUUGGGACAAAUGUCAGGAAGGUCAGGAAAGGUGUAGCACAGUCAAGAGAUAGUUAGUAAGAACAUGUUGCCAAAUGUCAUUGCACCGUGCCUUUACCACAUUACUGGUCCAUUGCAUCUAGUCCAUUGGUAUUUGUAGUAUUAGUGCUACAGGCUGCAGUGAUGCCAGCAACACCAUAUUGUUUGUAUCUGCCAAAGAAAAGUCUAUAGGUUCACUGCUGUCACUUGGCAUCUAUAUUGUCACAUACCCAUUGACUGCUCUUGCCAAACCGACCCUUGUCUUGAUCCAUGUGAAUGCCAAACAUUUGCCUGAGCCUGACCCAUUUUCUGCAAAACAUUUUUUCACAUUCUUAGAAACAUUAUUUGAGGAUGUCAGAUGUAAAUUCUCAAUGAACAACAUUGUAUUGAAAUGUUUGAAACUAUUUAUACCUCAAAAUAGAAGUAUAUUCACCACCAGGCAUUUUAUCUGGCAGUCUUUUCUUACCCUUUAGUAAUCCCAAGUGCAAAAUAUAUCAUCCAUCAUUUACUUGUAAAAAUAUAGAAAAUGCUUUCAAUGCAUGCCUUAUGUUUUUUUAUGUUUAAGAAGGUGUGGUAGGUAUGAACAUUGUGUGUGUCGGAGUCCUACUCUAACUAUAUCAUCUGAGACUUACAUUUCAUCCAAAGAAACAAUUGGGGUCAUUUACUGUAUUAACAUUGAGCAAAUUUUCUCAUGAGCUAUAACCCAUGGCAACCAAUCACAUUGCUGCUUUCAUUGUUCUACUUGCAGCUGGCUUUAAAAAGCUAAUCUCUGAUUGGUUGCUAUAGGUUACUGCAAAAAAAUGGGGUUGAUGGUCUGUACAAAACAGUGAAAGGUAUAUGUCCUAUUCCUUCUAGUUGCUCUGUGCAGCAGCUCAGUUGAAUAAACAAAACAUCAAAGAUUGAAAGGAAAAGUAACUCUAGCAGAUUGACUGCAAAACAUUUAUUCCAGGUAGUAGCAGGGUUUAUGCCACUACCUGGAAUAAAUGUUUUGCAGUCAAUCUGCUGGAGUUCCUUCUCCUUUCAAUUGUUGAUGUUUUGUCUACAGGUAACUGCCCCUGGGCAAAUGUGUCCAGUGUUGAUAAAUGAGUCCCACUGUUUAUAUAUAAAAAGUCAGAUAUUUCUGGAUGCAGGGUUGGACUGGGCCGGCGGGACACCGGUAAAAAACCCGGUGGGCUCCUGGCUCUUGUGGGCCCUGCCUGCUCAGAUCCACGACCUCUUCCUGCAGUCUCUUCUUGUGUGACCUCCCGCGGCAAAAACAUUGUGUGCACAUGCGGCGCAGCAGGGGGGUCCGGAAGGGACCCUGGGACAGCAGCCCCGGUGGGCCCCGGUCUCCCCAGUCCGACCCUGUCUGGAUAUAAUAAAACAUUAGGAAUAACGUGAAAAUGUGAACCCCUUCUAAUCUAAUAUUGCUUAUCCAUUAGACACACCUUAUGUAUUCUAUAUUACUGGACAUGCUGCAACAUUAAGCAGUGCUAUUAAAAUCAUUGCAAUGAGCUAUUUAAUUUCUUUGGGGGGGGAGGCACUAAGAGAAGUGAAUUGAUUUAGAGAAGACCCGGGCUCAGACUAAACACCCACAGCUGAUGCACGCGUGCUUCAUAAUUCAGUCUUUCACACACUUGGGCCCUGAUCUGUAUGUACCUGACAGAAAUGUAAUGAAUGUAAUAUAACAUUUGCACUGUGAAAUUCCUCUCCUAUAUUGAUAACAAGUUCUUCUUGGUUAUUCCAUAUACAGUAAAUUAGAAAAGUAAAUUAGAAAAUGCGGCAAUCCUAGCUGGGUUGAUCCAACCUUUUUUAAUAUUUGUUUGAUAAAAACGCAUGCAGAUGAAGUGCAGUUGUGUCACCAAAACUGUUCAGCAGCAGCUGUGGCUCUUAAAAAAAUAAAACACUUUUAUAUAAAAGGUACAUAACAUAGAAAUUGUUCUUUAUGAAUGAAAAUAGGGCACAAGAGUUCCAGAUGCUUUUCCUGUAACAAGAUCAUUGUAAUGGGAUGCAAAGUGUUAAUAAGCUGGACUGUUAUCAACUACAGUACAUGGUAACGGCUGGACAGCUUUGAAGAAAAAAAAUUUACUGCAGAAAAAUAAGCCAUUGUAAAAACACAAAUGGCAAGGCUGGCCUGUGAUAAAACAACAAUUGAUAAAAGCAUGUUUCAAAGAGAGGAUUAUUACAACACAUGUAGCAGUGCUGGUUCAGAAAUAGACAAGAUUACCUGUGUAAUGUGUAUAAAUAACUUUAAAUAAAAUAAGCCUUUUGUAGAUAAA
Molecule: messenger RNA, 3613 nt
Organism: Xenopus laevis (African clawed frog)
Lineage: Eukaryota; Metazoa; Chordata; Amphibia; Anura; Pipidae
Gene: vwc2l.2.L
Product: von Willebrand factor C domain-containing protein 2-like, gene 2 L homeolog
Exons: 3
Coding region: 417-1091 (224 amino acids)
Biological process (GO): negative regulation of BMP signaling pathway
Cellular component (GO): synapse; extracellular region; AMPA glutamate receptor complex
Source: RefSeq, a predicted model, not a curated record